AUGAGGUUGUCAUAAUUCAUUAAUGCAUAAAAGGGUUAAUUAGUAAAGCGGUUCCACUGCUUUACUCUACUAUAAUACGCACAGUACAACAUGAAAACUAUGGGCAAAGUGAGAAUGAUGAAAUAAAAGUUUAUGUUAGGACUGGGAAGUCAAACCAAUUUAUGGCGCUCUUCAAAACUAUUUAAAACAUAAGAAUAAACUUUUGCAUCAACAGUCAUGACCACAGCACAAAGCACAAUGCCGGCAACCACCACUACAACAGGAGCAACGAACACCACAACGACACCAACAACAACUGUAAGUGGACCUACAACCACAACAACAACACCUCCGACCACCACAACAGCACCUCCAACUAUGACAACAGCACUACCAACCACUACAACAGCACCUUUGACCACCACAACGACACCAGCAACCAUUACAACAGCAUCUCCAACCACCACCACCACAACAGCAGUACCAAUCACUACAACAGCACCUGCAACCACCACAACCACAUCAACAAGCACUACAACAGAACCUCCGACCACGACAACCUCUAGACCAACUACCACAAUAGUGCCUCUGACCACUACAACAGCACCUCCAACCACAACAACAACAACACCAACCACUUCAACACCACCACCAACCACUACAACAGCACCUCCGACCACGACACCACCAACCACUACAACAGCACCUCCGACCACUACAACAGCACCUCCAACCACAACAACACCAAUGACCGUUACAACGCCACCAACCACUACAACAGCACCUCCAACCACGACCACGACACCACCAACCACUACAACAGCACCUCCAACCACUACAACAACACCACCAACGACUACAACAGCACCUCCGACCACUACAACAGCACCUCCAACCACAACAACAACAACACCAACCACUUCAACACCACCAACCACUACAACAGCACCUCCGACCACGACACCACUAACCACUACAACAGCACCUCCGACCACCACUACAACUACACCACCGACCACUACAACAACAACACCAACGACUACAACAGCACCUCCGACCACUACAACAGCACCUCCAACCACAACAACACCAAUGACCGUUACAACACCACCAACCACUACAACAGCACCUCCGACCACGACCACGACACCACCAACCACUACAACAGCACAUCCAACCACCACUACAACAACAACACCAACGACUACAACAGCACCUCCGACCACUACAACAGCACCUCCAACCACAACAACAACACCAACCACUUCAACACCACCACCAACCACUACAACAGCACCUCCGACCACUACAACAGCACCUCCAACCACAACAACAACAACACCAACCACUUCAACACCAUCACCAACCACUGCAACAGCACCUCCGACCACGACCACGACACCACCAACCACUACAACAGCACCUCCGACCACCACUACUACAACACCACCAACCACUACAACAACACCACCAACGACUACAAUAGCACUUCCGACCACUACAACAGCACCUCCAACCACUACAACAACAACACCAACCACUACAACAGCACCUCCAACCACCACUACAACAACACCAACCACUACAACAGCACCUCCAACCACCACUACAACAACACCACCAACCACUACAACAGCACCACCAACCACUACAACAGCACCUCCGACCACGACCACAACACCACCAACCACUACAACAGCACCUCCAACCACCACUAUAACAACACCACCAACGACUACAACAGCACCUCCGACCACUACAACACCACCACCAACCACUACAACAGCACCUCCGACCACGACCACGACACCACCAACCACUACAACAGCACCUCCGACCACUAUAACAACACCACCACCAAACACUACAACAGCACCUAUGACCAUGACACCACCAACCACUACAACAGCACCUCCGACCACCACUACAACAACACCACCGACCACUACAACACCACCACCAACGACUACAACAGCACCUCCGACCACUACAACAGCACCUCCAACCACGACCACGACACCACCAACCACUACAACACACCUCCAACAACGACCACGACACCACCAACCACUGCAACAGCACCUCCGACCACGACAACACACCUCCGACCACUACAACACCACCUCCAACUACAACAACAACAACACCAACCACUACAACAGCAUCUCCAACCACCACUUCAACACCACCACCAACCACUACAACAGCACCUCCGACAACGACCACGACACCACCAACCACUACAACAGCACCUCCGACCACGACAACAGCACCUCUAACCACAACAACACCAAUGACCCACCUCCGACCACGACCACGACACCACCAACCACUACAACAGCCCAUCCAACCACCACUACAACAACACCACCAACGACU
Messenger RNA from Oreochromis aureus, 2358 nucleotides. Its product is annotated as mucin-5AC-like. The transcript is spliced from 5 exons. The annotation marks the transcript as partial. Lineage: Eukaryota; Metazoa; Chordata; Actinopteri; Cichliformes; Cichlidae. The record is from RefSeq and is a predicted model, not a curated record.